Molecule: messenger RNA, 528 nt
Organism: Cyphellophora attinorum
Lineage: Eukaryota; Fungi; Ascomycota; Eurotiomycetes; Chaetothyriales; Cyphellophoraceae
Exons: 1
Coding region: 1-528 (175 amino acids)
Source: RefSeq, a predicted model, not a curated record
AUGCGCUUCACACCCCUCCUCCUCGCCGCGGCAGCCGCCUCCACCGCGAGCGCACAAGACCUGGCCUCCAUCGUCAACGGCCUCCUCACUAACAGCAACUUCCUCUCCCUGGCCUCAUCCCUCGCCACCGACUCGGGCUUCGCAUCCCUGACCUCCGAACUCGCCACCAUCACCGGCACCGACAUCCCCUCAUCGCUCUUGACCAACAGCGUCGUCCAGUCCCUCGAGAGCGUCCUGCUCGGCAACUCCGCCAUCUCAAGUCUGACGUCCGAGCUGGCCACCAACUCUGAGCUCAGCAGCAUUACUGGCGCGGCAAGCAGUCUCGAGAGCGCUGUGAGCACGGCUACGGACAGUGCUAGCAGUAUGGCCAGCAGUGCCAGCGAGAGUGCCAGCUCGAUGGCCAGCUCGGCUAGCUCGAGUGCGAGCGCGAGCGCAAGUGGAAGCAGCGGUGCGGCUGGACGGAAUGCUCCGCUUAUUGUGGGCGGUGGUGUUGCGGCUGGAGUGUUGGGGCUGGCUGCUUUCCUGUAG